UGCUCCAGCGCUUUGUCCCCGCGCCAGGUGCCGUCAUGUCGGGCUUCGACGACCCCGGCAUCUUCUACAGCGACAGCUUCGGGGGGGACCCUGCGGCCGAAGAGGGCCAGGCCCGCAAGUCGCAGCUGCAGAGGCGCUUCAAGGAGUUCCUGCGGCAGUACCGGGUGGGCACCGACCGCACCGGCUUCACCUUCAAAUACAGGGAUGAACUCAAGCGGCACUACAACCUGGGUGAGUACUGGAUCGAGGUGGAGAUGGAGGACCUGGCCAGCUUCGAUGAGGACCUGGCUGACUACUUGUACAAGCAGCCAGCAGAACACCUGCAGCUUCUGGAGGAGGCUGCCAAGGAGGUGGCUGAUGAGGUAACCCGGCCCCGGCCCAGUGGCGAGGAGAUGCUGCAGGACGUCCAGGUCUUGCUCAAGUCGGACGCCAGCCCAUCCAGCAUCCGCAGCCUCAAGUCAGACAUGAUGUCGCACCUGGUGAAGAUCCCGGGCAUUGUCAUCGCCGCCUCUGCUGUGCGCGCCAGGGCCACACGCAUCUCCAUCCAGUGCCGCAGCUGCCGCAACACCCUCACCAACAUCGCCAUGAGGCCCGGCUUGGAGGGCUACGCACUGCCCCGCAAGUGCAACACAGACCAGGCUGGGCGCCCCAAGUGCCCACUGGACCCUUACUUCAUUAUGCCAGAUAAGUGCAAGUGCGUGGACUUCCAGACCCUGAAGCUACAGGAGCUGCCCGACGCUGUGCCCCACGGCGAGAUGCCCCGGCACAUGCAGCUCUAUUGUGACAGGUAUCUGUGUGACAAGGUCGUGCCUGGGAAUAGGGUCACUAUUAUGGGCAUCUAUUCCAUCAAGAAGUUUGGCCUGACAUCCAGCCGAGGCCGUGACCGGGUGGGCGUGGGCAUCCGGAGCUCCUACAUUCGAGUCCUGGGCAUCCAGGUGGACACAGACGGCUCUGGCCGCAGCUUCACUGGGGCUGUGACCCCCCAGGAGGAGGAGGAGUUCCGCCGUCUGGCUGCGCUCCCCAACAUUUAUGAGGUCAUUUCCAAGAGCAUCGCGCCCUCCAUCUUUGGGGGCAUGGAUAUGAAGAAGGCCAUUGCCUGCCUACUCUUUGGUGGGUCCCGGAAGAGGCUCCCUGAUGGACUCACCCGCCGAGGAGACAUCAACCUGCUGAUGUUGGGGGACCCAGGGACGGCCAAGUCCCAACUGUUGAAGUUUGUGGAGAAGUGUUCUCCCAUCGGGGUGUACACAUCUGGAAAGGGAAGUAGUGCAGCUGGCCUGACAGCCUCAGUGAUGAGGGACCCUUCCUCUCGAAACUUCAUCAUGGAAGGUGGGGCCAUGGUCCUGGCGGAUGGAGGCGUUGUCUGCAUUGACGAGUUUGACAAGAUGCGAGAGGACGAUCGCGUGGCCAUCCACGAGGCCAUGGAGCAGCAGACCAUCUCCAUUGCCAAGGCUGGCAUCACCACCACCCUCAACUCUCGCUGCUCUGUCCUGGCUGCCGCCAACUCGGUGUUUGGCCGCUGGGAUGAGACGAAGGGAGAAGACAACAUUGACUUCAUGCCCACCAUCCUGUCACGCUUCGACAUGAUCUUCAUCGUUAAGGAUGAGCACAACGAGGAGAGGGACAUGAUGCUGGCCAAACACGUCAUCACACUGCACGUGAGCGCACUAACCCAAACACAGGCCGUGGAGGGUGAGAUCGACCUGGCCAAGCUGAAGAAGUUUAUCGCAUACUGCCGCACGAGGUGUGGCCCCCGGCUGUCUGCAGAGGCGGCAGAGAAGCUGAAGAACCGCUACAUCCUCAUGCGUAGUGGGGCCCGGCAGCACGAGCGGGACAUCGACCGGCGCUCCAGCAUCCCCAUCACCGUUCGACAGCUGGAGGCCAUCGUGCGCAUUGCUGAGUCCCUGGGUAAGAUGAAACUGCAGCCCUUUGCCACGGAGGCCGACGUGGAGGAGGCGCUGCGGCUCUUCCAGGUCUCCACACUGGAUGCUGCCUUGUCGGGCACCUUGUCAGGGGUGGAAGGCUUCACUAGCCAGGAGGACCAGGAGACGCUCAGCCGCAUCGAGAAGCAGCUCAAGCGCCGCUUUGCCAUUGGCUCCCAGGUGUCAGAGCACAGCAUUAUUCAGGACUUCACUAAGCAGAAAUACCCGGAGCACGCCAUCCUCAAGGUCCUGCAGCUCAUGCUGCGGCGCGGGGAGCUACAGCACCGCAUGCAGCGCAAGGUCCUCUACCGUCUCAAGUGAGCUCUGCAACGCCUCCUCACCACCCCCGGACUCGGAGGAGAGCAGGAUAGAGCAUCCGCUUGGGCUGCUGGCCAGGAAAUAUGCUUUUGGAGCUUGUUGCAGUAUUGGUGUGUCACCCCCUCGUGUCUGCACAGCAGGCCCAGAGCCAGGACAGACAUGCUUUGGGGUCAGACAGACCUGUGUCCUGUGUCCAUGUGAGUGUGUGCUUCUGUCCUUCAACUGCCAGUGGGCAAUAAAGCCAGCUACGCUCUG
This is a messenger RNA of Erinaceus europaeus (western European hedgehog), 2492 nucleotides long. It is a transcript of the gene MCM5, whose product is annotated as minichromosome maintenance complex component 5. The transcript is spliced from 16 exons. The record is from RefSeq and is a predicted model, not a curated record. Gene Ontology annotation, biological process: DNA replication initiation; double-strand break repair via break-induced replication; DNA replication. Gene Ontology annotation, cellular component: nucleus; MCM complex. The coding region runs from base 36 to 2240 and encodes 734 amino acids. Lineage: Eukaryota; Metazoa; Chordata; Mammalia; Eulipotyphla; Erinaceidae. Gene Ontology annotation, molecular function: ATP binding; single-stranded DNA binding; single-stranded DNA helicase activity.